CACGAUAAUAUGAGUCUUAAAAUAAGAAAAGAAAACAUAUCAACAAUCCUAAUUCGAGAAACAUUAAUCACUGAAAAUAAAAAUUGAUACAUCUAUAAAAUUGGUCUAUCAUGGGUGACCGCCCGAUCUUAAACAUGGUACAUACAUCAUUCUUCUUUGAUGAAGAAAUGAAUGAGAAUCGAUUUCAUGUUUGUUUUCUAGAAUAGCACAAUGAAAUUAUGAAAAAAACACAACAAAAGAAUAUUCAUACGAAAAAACUAUCCAGAGCGUAGGAGUAAUCUCCGUUGGAGGAGGUCGCAUCCUUGGACUGCCAACAACAGACAGGAAUUAUUUUCUAUGAAGGAGAUAAGAAUAUGAGACAGAUGAUACGAAAGAUAUGUUCGAGAAAGGUGCGGCGGAAAGAAUGGUUAACUCCCGGAAGCGAGAAUGGUGCAACAAAGGAGCAACGUCCCCACCACCAGCCACACAGUUGGCGAGGAGAAUGCACCGGGCAGCGGCAACGGUACGGGAGGUAUCGGCUCGACUCCGGACGCGCUCCAGGUGAUGUUCGGCUUGGGGGUGACCAUGGAGCAGCUCCAAGCAGCCAUUGCGGCACUUUUCGCCUUGGGUGGGAACGUGCCCGGCACCGGAGCUGGAAGAGGCAUGCUGAGGAGUCCGCAACAUCGGAUGCUCGCUCGGCGAUGCCCGAGCGGAGUGGGGAGAGGCAGGACGAGCGCAACCAACGUCGCCACAGUCCGACCAGAACUGAGAAGACAAAGGUCUCUGACCAAGGGGUAUCUCGACUCGCUCGUGAGAUUGCCGAGUCAAACGCCGGGUAGAGACCAGGGCCCCGUAUUGCCAGCCCAAUUUGCAGACGGUGACCCCGUUCACUCUGAGGGUUAUGUCGAUUCCGCAACCGGCGAAGUUUCAGCCGUGGUAGAUCAAGGCCUACAACGGAACGACGGACCCCAAGACCAUUUGUCUAAGUUCUACGCUUCCAUGGAAGCGGCGGCAGCCCCGAACGAGGUCAAGUGCAAGUGUUUUCUCGCCACGCUGGAGGGUUCCCCAUGUGAUUGGUUCAACUGGCUCCCAAAGGGAACCAUUGACGAUUGGGAUACGCUAGCGGAGAAGUUCCUGACACACUUUGCGGCCAAUCGAAGGCAGAGGCUACCUUACUCCCACCUGCUCAGCAUAUGCAUUCGUAAGGGAGAGAAGAUCCGCGACUCCAUAGUCCAGUGGGAGAAGGAGGCCAGAGACGUGCACGGGGUGGAUGACCAAGCUUUGGUGGUCAUGUUCCAAGCAGCCCUCCCCCGCGGAGAGACGAGGAUGAAGCCAGAGGAUAUCCAGUGGGAUUUAUCCAUGGAGGAAACAUUGGCUCAGAGGAAGAAGUGGAAGCACAUGGCCUUCGUCGCCAAGGUCAAACAGGCGCCGGCGCCCAAGCUCGGCAGACGAGAGCAAAUCCAAUUCACGGAGAAGGAUCUUCCGAUUGAGCCGAGCCCCCAUCGAAAUGCCUUGGUCGUAAAAAUAGAGAUUAACAAUGCCAUAGUGCACCGCACCUUGGUGGACACGGGAAGCUCGGUUAACAUAAUGUAUGAGAAGACAUUCCAAGACCUCGGCCUGGACCGCAAAGACUUGAGGCCGGUGUGCACUCCUCUCUCCGGGUUCACGGGGGACUCCAUCGAGGCUGAGGGAGUCAUCACGGUGCCCGUGAUAGUAGGGGAUGGUGCGCACAAGGCCAAGCUAAAGAUGGAAUUCAUGGUUCAGCCUAUAGGCGCGCUGCUCCGGAGUGCGAACGCGCCCUCUCGCAUGUCCAAAUGGGCGGUGUUCCUUGGAGCCUUCCAGAUCAAGUUCAAGCCAAGACCGGCGAUCAAGGGACAAACGCUAGCCGACUUCGUGGUAGAGUGCACCGCUCGAGAAGAGUCGAGCCCGGAACCUGAAACCGAUGAUUGGUGGACAGUUUUUACCGAUGGCUCCUCCGCUGCCAAAAACAAGGGUGGUGGAGUGGUAGUCAUCGCUCCCGAAGGCUUCAGAGCAUAUUGCUUAGUUCGAUUCGGCUUCAAGGCAUCAAAUAAUGAGACGGAGUAUGAAGCGCUCUUGUGCAGGCUACGCCUAGCAGCCGGGAUGAACGCGACAAAGCUAAGGAUAAAGUGUGAUUCAAAGCUCGUGAUCCCCCGGGCAGAGAAUGCCGAGGCGGAUAUCUUAUCGAAGCUGAGCUCAGAUACGCCCGAGCACAUCAGGCGGAUGGCAAGCGUGGAAGAGCUGUCCGAGCCGAGCAUCCAUGCCUUCCUGGUGGCGAUGAUCUGUGCUCGGCCUAGAGAUUGGACGGACGACAUAGUUGCCUUCUUGAAGGAUGGCGCCCUCCCGGAUGAUGCAAUAAAGGCCAAGCUAAUCCGGACUAGGGCACCCGGGUACACUUUAGAGGGCGAAAAGCUAUAGAAGCGAGCGUACAACGGUACGCUACUCAAGUGCCCCCGACCAGCUGAAGUGGAACAAGUCAUAGAGGAGGUGCAUGCAGGGAUCUGCUCCGCCCACCAAGGAGCAUACGCGGUGUCAAGGAAGAUAACCCUCCAAUGAUAUUUUUGAUUAACAAUUGUUAAAGAUUGCGCGGAGUUUGUGAGGAAGUGCAAGAUUUGCCAAGAGUUCUAGAAGGUACCGGG
Messenger RNA from Cuscuta campestris, 2636 nucleotides. NCBI's taxonomy places the organism in Eukaryota, Viridiplantae, Streptophyta, Magnoliopsida, Solanales, Convolvulaceae. The record is from the annotation of a GenBank genome assembly.